UCGCGACGCCCACGUCGCCUUCCGUCGCGGCAACGCGGCGACACGCCUGGGACCGGGGCGCCGAGUGCGAAUUAUGACAGCGGCGGUCGUCAUGGAAAACGUUAACUGGGACCCCGCGUUGUCCAAGUUGCUGAACUCGCUGCAGGAGAACAAGUCGGAAAUACCCAGCUGUACCGAGGAGGAAUUCGGAUUUCUCAGUGAGCUGCUGCAGUCCAAGGAACUGAAUGCCCUGGUGAACGUUCAUAACAAGAUCCUCAACAAUGUCAAGGAUGACAAGUUCUUCCCCGUGCUCUCGAACUCGAUGGACAUCGAUGUCGAGGUUCUCGAUCUGUUGUCAACCAAAACGCACGUCUCGCCCGACUACAAGGAGCUAUUCCACCUGCUGCAAAAACCACACAUUCAGGGUCUCCUCUGCGCUCACGAUGCGGUGGCGCAAAAGGACUACUAUCCGAGGCUGCCGGAGAUCCCGCUGGAGGUGGACGAGGACGAGGAGACGGUGAAGAUCGUCCAGCUGGUGAAGUCGAACGAGCCCCUGGGCGACGCCGGCGUUGAACCGAUCGUGGGGGCGACCAUAAAAACGUGCGACGUCACCGGCAAGAUCGUGAUCGCCCGGAUAAUGCACGGCGGCGCGGCCGACCGGUCCGGACUCAUCCACGUAGGCGACGAGGUCUGCGAGGUCAACGGUAUCAGCGUCGAGGGAAAGACACCCAGUUUCGUUCUACACAUUUUGCAAAAUUCGGAAGGGACAAUCACUUUUAAAAUAGUACCAGCGGACAGCAAAAGUGGAAUCCGGGAAAGCAAGGUUCGCGUCAGGGCACACUUUUCAUAUGUGGCUGCCGACGACCCUUACAUUCCCUGUAGGGAAGCCGGAUUAGACUUCGUCAAGGGUGACGUCCUGCAUAUUGUCUGUCAAGAUGACCUCUAUUGGUGGCAAGCCAGGCGAGAAGGUGAUCGAAAUAUGAGAGCAGGCUUGAUUCCCAGUAGGGCUCUUCAGGAACGCAGGACCAUCAUUGAGAGGAAAGAGAAGGAGACGAAGUCAGACGAAGACAAUAUAAGCUUGUGUUCUGUUCCAGUGCCUUUGCCCGCAUUGUGCCCCCGUCCCAGUAUCUCUUUGCACGUCUCGCCUACAAAGUGCAACUUGCAGGGAAUUAAAACUAAAAAAAUCAUAUAUGACGCUGCAGAGAACGAUGACUUCGACCGGGAAGAGGUACCGACUUACGAAGAGGUCGCGAAACUCUAUCCCAGGCCAGGCCUGUACCGGCCGGUGGUUCUCAUCGGGCCACCGGGGGUCGGCAGGAACGAGCUGAAGAGGCGGCUCAUGGCGACCGAUAUUGAAAAAUACAAGACUCCUGUCCCCUAUACAUCUAGACCACCGCGACCAGGCGAAGAAAACGGCAAGGAGUACCAUUUCGUGACUAGGGAGAAAAUGAAAGAGGAUUUCGAGGCUGGCAAGUUUAUCGAGUACGGCGAGUACAAGGGAAAUUUAUACGGCACCAAUUCCGAGAGCGUUAGCUCGCUCGUAAACGCUGGAUACGUAUGCCUGCUAAAUCCUCACUAUCAAGCUCUCAAGAUGUUAAGGACGCCGCAAUUGAGGCCAUACAUCAUAUAUAUAAAACCACCAACGUUCGAAGUGCUGAAGGAGACCAGAAAUGAAGCUCGAGCGAGGUCAACCUUCGACGAGAGCAAUUCUCGAGGCUUCACGGACGAGGAAUUCCGCGAGAUCCUGCACAGCGCGGAGAGGAUAGAGUUCCUGUAUUCUCACCUCUUCGACGAGGUGAUUGUGAACGCAGACCUUCCCAUGGCAUUCGAGCAACUAGUCAACGCGGUCCAUCGAGUGGAGUCUGAGCCGCUUUGGGUGCCAGCCUCGUGGGUUCAGUAAAACGGCUGGUCUUUAAGAUUCGGACAAAACGGCCGGAAGACAAAAGCGGAAGAGAAGGGGUUUGCGUUGUUAGACGCGAGAUCGAGCGUUUCUCGCAACGCUCGACAACACUUUACAGUUCUGCUUCCGCGCAGGAAGAACGUUUCCCGAAGAACCGCGUGUAUUUCUUCGUCUAUCUCGUUUCACCGAAUUGCAGUUUACUUAGAAACGUUACCGCGCCUUUACAUACACUCGUAGAAAUUUCGUACCUCGAGCCGUUCGACGCGAAGUCUUUAUCCAUUUCGAAAACGAAUUAAAUAAAAAUUUUCUAUUGUCGGAUGCCGCGCGCGCUCGUCUGCACUCGGUGAUCGUCGUCGGUUCGUCACGUCGACGAUCCACCGAGAUCGCGAGAGGAACGCGACGCGCUUCUCCUCGACUAUAGUUUUAAAUAGCUAAGUACGAAAUGUUAAAGUAAUCUCGAAGAUACGCUCCCCAAGUGGUUUAAACUCGUCCGAACACCCACAGAGUUCUUGUUUGCCGGGUCAAACUGUCAGACGUUUCCGCGACGCUCCGCGCAUAAAUUCUUAAUCUUAGAAUCCUUACUGCCAGAAGCUUCACCAGCGACGGGAGAUCCCGAUAUCCCCGGCGGGUCACCGCGAUCUCCGAUCUUGUCGCGAAUCUCUUCUGUGUACGUCCCGUUGUACGACACGUCGAUGUGAAAUUCCACAGUUUCGAGAUCACGGGAAUCUCGCAUAUCUUGGGAUCAACGCUCACGAAAAUGGUAACUCGUAGCCCGAGGGCUCGCUUUGGAUGCCCUCGCCAGAGCCGGAGGAAGGAGUCGCCAAUACCGUGGACGAUCUUUGAUCUCGAUUGUUGUUAAUUGUUGCCAAAUAAGUAUUGUACCUAGAAACGCGACCCGGAAAUGGAUCGCUCCACUCCGUACUUACUGUAUUUUCCACUCUCUCUCGGUCAGCGAUUUACCACGAUAUUGCUAUUUUAUUUCAUUCUUUUCCAUGACAAUUGGAUGCCAAUGAAAGGAAGAAGCUGUACGCUCUCUAUCGAGUUGACGUUGCAUAACUCACCCUUGAUGUAAACUCUGCAUGUUAUCAAAAUAUACCAUUAAACUUUGAA
Messenger RNA from Wasmannia auropunctata (little fire ant), 2989 nucleotides. It is a transcript of the gene metro, whose product is annotated as MAGUK p55 subfamily member 7. Bases 74 to 1879 code for a protein of 601 amino acids. The record is from RefSeq and is a predicted model, not a curated record. NCBI's taxonomy places the organism in Eukaryota, Metazoa, Arthropoda, Insecta, Hymenoptera, Formicidae. Gene Ontology annotation, cellular component: plasma membrane; cell-cell junction. Gene Ontology annotation, molecular function: protein binding. The transcript is spliced from 11 exons.